CUGGAAUCUGCGAAGCAACUAAUUCGUACUUAACGCCAGAACUCGAGAAGCGACAACCACAAAAUCUGGACCUGCGAAGAGAAGCCAAAUCCAAGUGUUUCAUCUGUAGUAUCUCCCGUUCUUAAAGGAGAGCAGAUCAUAAAUCUCCAGACUUCUCUAAUGGAGGCACCCGCAAAGGAGAACAUCAUAAAAGUAGAAAGAUCUAGCCCCGUCGUCGUCCUACCAGAAUAUGAAACACCCGAGGGUUCCAUGUUCUUAAGUAGCCUUGAUCAAAUGGCUCCCGCAAUCGUGCCGACCGUUUAUUGUUUCGACAGGAGUGACGCAAAUGUGGUAGACGUGAUUAAGCAAGCUCUGGCCAAAGUUCUGGUUCAUUACUAUCCAAUUGCCGGGAGAUUAGCCAAAAACUAUUGUGGGAAGUUGGUUGUCGAUUGCCAAAAGAAGUUAGGAGUCCCAUUUGUGGAGGCAACGGCUGAUUGUGACAUCAAAAAUCUUGGUAAUUUGAUAAUUUUCGAUUCUGAUGUUUUAGGUAAGCUUGUUUACAGAGAUCCUAUGGAACAUAUACUUGAAGUUGCCCCUCUUCUAACCGCACAGGUGACGAAAUUCAGAUGUGGAGGUUUCACUUUAGGGAUCGCACUUAGUCAUUGCAUGGCAGAUGGUGUGUCGGCAAUGAAUUUUAUGAACGCAUGGGCUGAAAUAGCAAGAGGCGAGCCUUUAUCCCUCGUCCCUUGUCAUGAUAGAACUGUCCUAAAAUCAAGGUUGCCUCCUCGAAUCACCGGUCCUUACAACGAGUUUGUUCAUAUAAGUGAUGUAUCAAACAUGACGGCAUUUUAUGAGGAGCAACAAUUCGUACAAAAGUCUUUCCACUUUGAUGCUGAGAAGCUGGCCAUCUUAAAAAUAAUGGCAACAAAAGAUGAACAGGUAACAGGCAGUUGCACCAACUUCAUAGCACUUGCAGCCUUCGUGUGGCGGGCUCGAAGCGUGGCCCUCAAGAUGAAACUUCACCAACAAUCAAAACUUCUUUUAGCAGUCAAUUUCAGGUAUAGGCUAACACCACCAUUGCCCGACGGCUACUUUGGGAACGCCGUGGCCUUGCCCUGUUGUCUCUGCUCGGUUGGAGAGUUGAUUGAGGAGCCAAUCUCUGCUUCCGCGGGGAGAAUAAAGAAGGCAAUCGAGAGCGUGACGGACAACUACAUUCGGUCAAGGAUCGACUAUUUGGACAUGUAUCAAUAUGAAGGAUUUCCUCUGGGCACUCUAGUAAUAACUUCAUGGACAGGGCUCGAGUAUGGCUACACAAACUUUGGUUGGGGAGAGCCGACGUUUGGGAUGGGUGACCUACUAAGGGAAACCUGCUUGUUUAUGACAGAAGGGAAAGAGAAAGGCAUUACGGUGGUGUUGGGUUUGCCCCUUUCAGCCAUGAAUACCUUUGAGAAGCUUGUUUGUGAUCUGAACGAGGCUUAGUACAAUAAUAUUGUUAUUCAAAAUUGGUUUACAAAGUAUGACCAACUACAAGUGGAUCAUCAUAUUCAACACCUGAAUGGAAUCCAUCAUUUUAUUUAAUAAAUCAAUUUUACGGGUUUA
Eucalyptus grandis is the source of this 1578-nucleotide messenger RNA. Its product is annotated as omega-hydroxypalmitate O-feruloyl transferase. NCBI's taxonomy places the organism in Eukaryota, Viridiplantae, Streptophyta, Magnoliopsida, Myrtales, Myrtaceae. The transcript has 4 exons. The coding region runs from base 160 to 1458 and encodes 432 amino acids. The record is from RefSeq and is a predicted model, not a curated record. Gene Ontology annotation, molecular function: acyltransferase activity, transferring groups other than amino-acyl groups.